Colletotrichum phormii is the source of this 561-nucleotide messenger RNA. RefSeq lists its product as uncharacterized. The transcript has 2 exons. Bases 19 to 384 code for a protein of 121 amino acids. The record is from RefSeq and is a predicted model, not a curated record. Lineage: Eukaryota; Fungi; Ascomycota; Sordariomycetes; Glomerellales; Glomerellaceae.
CUCUCGGCGUCGCUGAGGAUGGCGGCCGUCAGCAGGGCCGUGGACUCGACCAUGUGCGGGCAGUUGCCGCGCUGCAUCCACAUGGACACCCUCGCGACGGCAUGGUGCUGGUCGCUGCUUGGGGUCGUCUUGCUGGUGUCGGAGCUUGUUGGUGCUGCUGGAUUUGACGAUGGCGUCGGCGUUGGUGCUGGUGCUGGCGCUUGUGCUUGUGCUUGUGCUUGUGCAGCCGUUCCUCGUAUCGAAGGCCUUGUUGGGGUCUGGGAUGCGGCGGCCGCGGACGCUGAUAUUGCUGCCGUACGGCUAGCUUGCGCGGGUGUGGAUGUUGAUGUUGAUGUUGAUGUUGAUGCUGCUGCUGCUACCGCAGACGCUGGGGCAUUGGGAUAGAACUGCUGGCGAACCUUGAGCAGCUCGCGGCGAUCGCGCCACGGCGUCAGGAUGUACUGCACCAUGGCCGGGUGUGUGUAAUGUGCCGGGUGUGGUGUUUAACUGCGAGUGUGUGUGAGUGGGUGUGCGUUUUGGUGUGGUGUCUGUCUCUUCUGCGCGGUGUAUCCAGAUCCGCCU